AUGCAAAGAGAGUUGGUAAUUGAUGGAACAGACCAUGUUGUAGGAAAGCUUGCAGCUUUUGUAGCAAAGAAGGCACUUGGAGGGAUGCACUAUACAUGUUGUCUGCUCCGAAAGCAUGGUCUUCACGGGUCCCAUGCAUCGUCAUGUGGCUAA
Vittaforma corneae ATCC 50505 is the source of this 153-nucleotide messenger RNA. RefSeq lists its product as uncharacterized. Gene Ontology annotation, biological process: translation. The coding region runs from base 1 to 153 and encodes 50 amino acids. The transcript has a single exon. NCBI's taxonomy places the organism in Eukaryota, Fungi, Microsporidia, Nosematidae. Gene Ontology annotation, cellular component: ribosome. Gene Ontology annotation, molecular function: structural constituent of ribosome. The record is from RefSeq and is a predicted model, not a curated record.